CAACCACCUUACUCAUUACCAAACAGAAGCGUACCAAGAAUAUAAAAUGGCCCGCAAACAAAGCGAAAGCCUACCAACCUUCGGUAGUUUUUCGCGAACAGGCAUCAAGUGUCCCUGGGUUCCGGUUUCCCAUCGAAACUGAAAGCGACAUCGAACGAUUGGAGAAAGCCGUACGGACGAGUGCAGAGACGCGACAGAAAUUUAUAUCAUUUCUACAGCGGAUGAAGAAACCGGACGAACCGAUCGAGAGCAUUUUCAAGUCCGUUUUCUACGACGAGGCUUUGAGCGAUUAUAACUACAAUGGAUUUUGCAACAGCAGGCGGACGAAAAAGCGAGCCAUGAAGAGCUAUGCCAUUUUCACCAACUGUUUGCUCGAGGCCUGGACGCAGUACGGCGUCACCGCUGCCCAGAUCCGUUCAAUGUUGGGAAAAAUCGUUCGCAAUCUACACGGACGGAAGCGAUUCCGGCGCUAUAGGGAUCGGGUUCGCGAGCAGAAGAUCAGCGAGAGUCGCAAACGGGGAAAGCCUUCACCUGCUCUAUUGUUUCCGUUGACCGAAUCGAAAGCCGUAAUCAAACUGGAGGAAUCCGUUCGAACCGAUCCGAACACCAGACGCAAAUAUAUCAAGUUUCUGAGACGCAUCAAAUCUCCUCGGAACAGCGUGGUGGAUACGUUCUGCAAAAUUUGCACCGACGAUGCCAUCUUCCGGCACUUUAGCUGGGCGUCGCAAAAGGCUUCCCACCCUCACAUGCAGCGGGAAUCACUGCAAAAGUUUCUGAUCUUCACGGACUGCAUGCUCGAAGCCUGGAGUAGCCACGGAAUCACAAAGGAGGACAUAACCAUGAGCAUGGCGAGCAUUGUGAAACGAAUUUACGUUCGCAACAACGUGCGCAACUUCCGGGCAAAGUCCUCACACAAGCAGUUCAUGGGACAUCCUUACUAGAACAACACUCCGUUCGAACGACAAAUAACAUCUGACAUCCGUUUGUCUGUGAAUUAUCAUUUUUAUUUUCUCAUUUGACUUGUAUUGAAUUCGGUUUCCAACCACA
Messenger RNA from Ochlerotatus camptorhynchus, 1047 nucleotides. RefSeq lists its product as uncharacterized. The coding region runs from base 222 to 941 and encodes 239 amino acids. The transcript is spliced from 6 exons. Lineage: Eukaryota; Metazoa; Arthropoda; Insecta; Diptera; Culicidae. The record is from RefSeq and is a predicted model, not a curated record.